Molecule: messenger RNA, 990 nt
Organism: Dama dama (fallow deer)
Lineage: Eukaryota; Metazoa; Chordata; Mammalia; Artiodactyla; Cervidae
Product: liprin-alpha-1-like
Exons: 8
Coding region: 466-990 (174 amino acids)
Biological process (GO): synapse organization
Cellular component (GO): presynaptic active zone
Source: RefSeq, a predicted model, not a curated record
GUGGCCUUCCCGCGCCCGCCCGUCGGGGCAGAGCCGCCGGCCUGAGACGGAGGGCGCUGCUGAGCCCAGGGGUUGAGAGUCCUGGUUCCUGCUGUGGUCCCGGAGCUCCACCUGAGACCGGAGGGAAGCCGUCUGCCCUAUCAAGGUUAUGCUAGUCUUAUGAAACAAGGAGGAGAGUGUUCCUGGUUUACCCCAAGAGUUCCUGUGAGAUUGCUGUUUACUUCCCUGGCUUUUUGGAAGAAUUGAUUGGCAAAACAAGUAAAGCAUUUCCCACUGCUAGGAAUUUAGUGAGGCCAGCAGACUCUACAAUUGGAGUUGGCCACAUCUCAACAACUAAAGGCAUGCAGGGAGCAGCUUCUUACAAGAGAAGCGGAAAUCGCGGAGCUGAAAGCCGAAAGGAACAACACCAGGCUGCUGCUGGAACACCUGGAGAUCCUGGUUUCCCGGUAUGUGCCGUCCCUCCGGAUGACGGCGGGCCCGCAGCAGGCGCAGUCCCCAGCCAGCAUGACCAGCGAGGUGGAGCUGCUCAGGGCGCUGAGAUUGCUCUUUGAGCACCACAAGGCCCUGGACGAGAAGUGGAGAGAGCAACUACGACACGCUCUCGAAAGGUGUAGUUCCUUAGAAGAGGAAUUAAGGACCGCAGACAAACAGGUGCAGAGCCAGAGGGAGCAGGACUGGGAGUCCGCGCAGCAGGCCCGCGUGGUGGCCAGCGUGGCCCAGGCCUUCGAGAGUGACGAGGAUGUGUCUGACGGCGAGGGCGACGGGGUCACCCUCCUCAGCUCGGCCGGUCAGCUGCCGCCCAGUGGGCAGGCCGAUGGCGACACUCUUCCUGUGAUGCUUCAGGAGCAGCUGGACGCCAUCAGUGAAGAGAUCCGGUGGGUGCACCCGAACUCAGCUCGCCAGAAACUGGGCUUCUCUGAGGAGCUGUCUUCUCAGCGGCCGCAGGCCGGUGACCCCGUGCAGGACCAGGCAGAGCUGCUGCUCAGAUAG